AUGGCCUCCAAACAAUAUGACGCGUCGAAACUCGUAGCAUAUGGCAGUGCUGCUGCUGGCCACGACGGCGUGCUCAGCGACCCAUCCGGCGGCGUAGUAGUAAAACCAUGCACCCUCGCUGAAAUUGACUUCUACGAAUCCCUCGCCGACCACCCAGACCUCGCGCGCCAUCUCCCCACCUUCAUGGGCCAGCUCUCCCUCUCAGCCGACCAGACCGCCGCUACCGAGUCCGUCGAAAGCGGCACCAUACAAACGGCCGAUGGUACAAUCGAGCGCCUGCAUGGCAAGAAGCUCGCGACCGAUCUUCACAUAGUACUAGAGAACAUUACACACGGCUUCAAGAAGCCGAAUGUUCUGGAUCUGAAGCUUGGCGCGCAGUUGUGGGACGAGGCUGCGAAGCCGGAAAAGAGAGCGCGGCUAGAUGCUGUGAGCAAAGAGACUACAAGCGGCAGCCUGGGUUUCCGGAUAGCAGGCAUGCGCACAUACAAGGGAGCUGAGGUACCUGAGGUUCCGGAAGAUCUCAAGGAGUAUGUUGAGACGGAUAACGAGGGCGGCUAUUGGGUGUACAACAAGAUGUAUGGACGCAAGUUUAGCGCCGAAGGUGUUAGUGAGGGCUUCACAGACUACAUCUUUCCCGGCGCCAAGUCAGAAGCGGAGCUUGACCGGGCGAGGGAGGUGCUCGCUUACUUUUUGGGUGAGGUCAAGGACAUUCAAGAGGUCUUCGAAAGCAAAGAGAGCAGGAUGUACAGCGCAAGCAUACUAUUGGUUUAUGAGGGUGAUGUAGAAGAGUAUGCGAACACCAAGCAGAAGCUACGUUCCGCGCAUCCCGAAGACGAGGAUGAGGAUGACGAGGAGACUGUGCCUAAGCUAGCCGAAGUCAAGAUGAUUGACUUUGCACAUGCGACGUGGACACCAGGGCAAGGGCCGGACGAGAACGCGCUGCAGGGUAUGAGGAGCACGGCAAAGAUAUUGAAGGAGUUGUUAGACAAGGCGCAACACGACUAG
Molecule: messenger RNA, 1005 nt
Organism: Alternaria incomplexa
Lineage: Eukaryota; Fungi; Ascomycota; Dothideomycetes; Pleosporales; Pleosporaceae
Exons: 2
Coding region: 1-1005 (334 amino acids)
Biological process (GO): inositol phosphate biosynthetic process; phosphatidylinositol phosphate biosynthetic process
Cellular component (GO): cytoplasm; nucleus
Molecular function (GO): inositol-1,4,5,6-tetrakisphosphate 3-kinase activity; inositol hexakisphosphate kinase activity
Source: RefSeq, a predicted model, not a curated record